Chionomys nivalis (European snow vole) is the source of this 1983-nucleotide messenger RNA. It is a transcript of the gene Marcks, whose product is annotated as myristoylated alanine rich protein kinase C substrate. NCBI's taxonomy places the organism in Eukaryota, Metazoa, Chordata, Mammalia, Rodentia, Cricetidae. The record is from RefSeq and is a predicted model, not a curated record. Gene Ontology annotation, molecular function: calmodulin binding; actin filament binding. Gene Ontology annotation, biological process: central nervous system development; actin filament organization. Gene Ontology annotation, cellular component: cytoplasm; plasma membrane; actin filament bundle. The transcript is spliced from 2 exons. Bases 391 to 1335 code for a protein of 314 amino acids.
CGUUGGACCCCGCAUCUUAUUAGCAACCAGGGAGAUUUCUCCAUUUUCCUCUUGUCUACAGUGCGGCUACAAAUCUGGGAUUUUUUUUAUUACUUCUUUUUUUCUGAAAAAAAAACUACACUUGGGCUCCUUUUUUGUGCUCGACUUUUCCACCUUUUUCCCUCCCUCCUGCGCUGCUGUUUUUUGAUCUCUUCGACUAAAAUUUUUUUAUCCGGAGUGUAUUUAAUCGGGUCUCUUCUGUCCUCCUCGCCACCCCCACCCCCUCCCUCCGGUGUGUGCGCCGCCGCCGCUGUUGCUGCUGCCGCUGCUGCUCGCCCCGUCGUUACACCAACCCAAGGCUCUUUGUUUCCUCUCUUGGAUCUGUUGAGUUUCUUUGUUGAAGAAGCCAGCAUGGGUGCCCAGUUCUCCAAGACCGCAGCAAAGGGAGAAGCCGCCGCGGAGAGGCCCGGGGAGGCGGCUGUGGCCUCGUCGCCUUCCAAAGCAAACGGACAGGAGAAUGGCCACGUCAAAGUGAACGGGGACGCGUCGCCCGCGGCCGCCGAGCCCGGCGCCAAGGAGGAACUCCAGGCCAACGGCAGCGCCCCGGCCGCCGACAAGGAGGAGCCUGCGGGCGGUGGCGCCGCGACCCCCUCAGCGGCCGACAAAGAUGAGGCGGCCGCGGCGGCCCCCGAGCCGGGUGCAGGCGCCGCCGAGAAGGAGGCCGCUGAGCCCGAGCCCGCCGAGCCCGGGUCCCCCGCCGCCGAGGCCGAGGCCGCCUCCGCCUCCUCCACGUCGUCGCCCAAGGCGGAGGACGGGGCCGCGCCGUCGCCCAGCAGCGAGACCCCGAAAAAAAAAAAGAAGCGCUUUUCCUUCAAGAAAUCCUUCAAGCUGAGCGGCUUCUCCUUCAAGAAGAACAAGAAGGAGGCGGGCGAGGGCGCUGAAGCCGAGGGCGCCACCGCCGACGGCGCCAAGGACGAGGCGACAGCUGCGGCGGCGACCAGCGAGGCCGGCGCGGCCCCGGGGGAGCAGGCGGGCGGGGCGGGCGCCGAGGGCGCGGCGGGCGGAGAAGCGCGGGAGGCCGAGGCGGCGGAGGCCGAGCAGCCUGAGCAGCCCGAGCAGCCGGCGACACAGGAGCCGCCGGCCGAGGAGCCAUCGGAGGCCGCGGGGGAGAAGGCCGAGGAGCCCGCGCCCAGCGCCGCCGCCGCCACCACCGCGGGCGACGCGCCCUCUGCCGCCGGGCCCGAGCAGGAGGCGCCCGUCGAGGAAGCCGCGGCCUCCGCGGCCCCCACCGCGUCGCCUGAGCCGCAGCCCGAGUGCAGUCCGGAGGCCUCCGCUGUGCCCGCAGCGGCCGAGUAAGCGCGAGCCUCUUACGUCAUCGAAGAACUUUUCCCUUCGUUUGUUUGUUGGAGUGGUGCCAGGUACUGGUUUUGGAGAACUUGUCUACAACCAGGGAUUGAUUUUUAAAGAUGUCCUCUUUUUUUUUUUUUUAAUUUUACAUUUUUUUUAGCAGCAAAUUUUGUUUUUGUUUUUUUUUUUAGCCCCCUUUCCCACAGAUCCCAUCUCAGAGCAUUGUUACCACCAUUCCGACAGGUCGAGGGAAGUGUAGACAGCUUCCUCUGCCUUCUUUCUUCUUUCUUUAUUUUUAAUUUUUUUUGCAUCAGUAUUAAUGUUUUUUGCAUACUUUGCAUCUUUAUUAAAAAAAUGUAAACUUUCUUUGUCAAAUCUAUGGACAUGCCCAUAUAUGAAGGAGAUGGGUGGGUCAAAAAGGAAUAGCAAAUGAAGAGAUAGGGGCCACUAUGGGAAAUUGAAGCAGUGCACAACAUUGCCAAGAUAAUAUGCCACUAGAAAUGAUGGUGUAAAGGCUUAGGGUUUUUUGUUUUUGUUUUUUAAAGAAAAUUAUUACGAUGUAUUUUGUGAGGCAGGUUUACAACACUACAAGUUUUGAAUAAGAAGGAAAGAGAAAAAAAUAAAAACACCAAUACCCAGAUUUAAAAAACAAAAAGA